AUGGCAGAUUUAUGGAAAAUUUUAAUUUUGCUUGUGCCACUUUUAUUCUUGUCUUCAAGAGUGUUAGGUAUACACUCAGAGACUGUCGUUGGUUGUGGUGGCUUUAUACGUUGGAAAGAAGCUCAGUCAAACUCAAGGCUUGACUUCGGGAAAUUGAAGAUUAGUUUGUUUUCAGAGACGACUUCUACAUUAAAAGAUGUGACAGACGUUCUUCCUAACGGAGCUUAUUCCGUUCCCUUAUAUGAUGAGGGUGUUUACAGGAUUAAAUUAACUACACCUAAAGGCUGGUACAUAGAACCAUCUGACGGUUAUCUUCUGGAUCUUCACAAGGACCCCAAGGCUUGUUCUAAAGAUUUUGAUUUUAGUGUUGUUGGGUUUUCGAUCUUUGGCCAGGUAACAACUUCCGGAAUGCAGACCGGUCCUCCAGGCUUAUCCGUUAGGAUUAGUGAAUUAACAUCUCACAAGCCGAUAGCUCAAAACAGUACUCAAAGUCAGGGAUAUUUUAUGAUCUCUCCAGUGUCUCCCGGUAGCUACUCUUUGACAGUCAGCAAUCAGGAUCAAACUGAAAAAGAUCAUACUAGAGCAUCCAUUGUCGUCAAUGUCCUGUCUGAUAGUGUUACCCUUUCAGAGCCAAUAGUUCUACUUGGACACUUUCUUCGUGGACGUGUAGUGGAUUUUGGCAAAAAACCCAUUGCCAGUGCAAGAGUCUUUCUCCUUUGUGAUAAAGAAAAAACUACGUUGAAUACAUCUAUUAAUCCUGAUGAGUUGACUUCUUCCUUGAUGGUUGAUAUGCUUGGUGAAGCGCAUCAUAAUUUCUUCCUAUCACAAGAGUCUUCAACUGACGCGGAUGGCUACUUUACGUUUGAUCGUCUGCCAGGUGGCAAUUACGUUCUUAUUGCCAUGUAUUCACCUAAAAAGCUCAGUACGACCUUUUCAUUCACUCCAAAAUUCUACCCUGUAACCAUGGAACAUACAGAUGUGGAUCUUGGGCCGCAUACAUUCACCUUACAAACCUUUAAGCUUAAAUCGGGGCGUAUUUUAUGGUUCAAUGGCACUCCCAUUCCAUCAGCCAAAGUUACAGUUACCGGUCAGUCACAAAAAUCUGUAUUAUCUGAUGCUAAUGGUUAUUAUCAGCUAGAAGAUUUGGUUCCAGGAGAAUACAGUUUUCACGUUGACGUCAAAAAUGUUCUGUUCGAAACACGUUCAAUCAAUUUGAAUCCUUCGCUUGAAUCUCUUCCCGAAUUACGUCCUGAUAAGGUUUCUCUGUGUGGCAGUUUGAUAACUGCUGAAACAGCCCUAAAUUUAAAGCCUGAAGUGUAUGUCGAUGUUCGGAGUAUUGAAAACAACUCCCUUGUCAGUCGCGUUGAAGCGAGUCGGGAAAGUGGAAAAUUUAAAUUCUGCACUUUCUUAAAGCCUGGACUGUAUUCAUUGCAUCCAGAUGUUUCACUGUCGGGAACAAAUCGGCAAUCCCAUGAUGUAUUACAGUUUACCCCAUCAGAAAUAAAGGUUGAUCUAACUGGUUCUCCAGUUGACAGUAUAACUUUCUCACAGUUCCGAGCUAAGUUAUAUGGUAGAUUAAAAUGCCUAAAGAAAUGUGCAUUUUAUCAAACACCAUUUUACGCUCAGUUCACUUCGUUACAUUCUAAAGAUGAGCUGAAAUUGUACGAAUUCAUUCCAAGCAAAACAAAUGCUCAUGAAGCCUUCUUCAGUGUAGAGGGAAUACUUCCAGGUGAUUAUGUCAUUAAAGUUGUGUAUACUUCAGACAAAGGAUUAAACAUGAUUGAUGGUUGGUGUUGGAAUAAUCCUGAGAAGACGGUUAGUAGUUUAUCUCAAACACUAGAGACUUCUCAAAGGAUUCUGCAAAUACGCUCUAAUGAUUUACAUUAUGAUAAGGAAGUAGUUUUAGACUUUAUUCAAACUGGAUUUUUAAUACCUGUCAAAUUCGAAUUGCCGAAUUACGUCAAAUCGAUGCCUCCUGUAAUUUUACAUGCUUCAACUUUCAUUAAGAAAAACAAUCAAACAGUAGAAAGCACCAUGAUGUGGAAUUUAACCAAGAUAUGUAACAAGAUUUGUUUGCCGUCACCUGAUCAAGUCUUUAAAAUCAGCGUGUCCAGCACAUGCGCCCAGUUCAGAAUGUUACGGGCUACUGAAGUACAUCCAUCACAUGACUGCCAUCUUUCGUUGAAAACUGGUCCUCAUAUUCGUAUAGGUGUCGAUAAACUGCCUGUUUUCAUUGAUUUGAAUCUGGAUAAAAUAGCAAAAAGAUUUGUCAAUGACUUUAAAGAGAUAUUUGGUGCUCCAUUUCCUUUCGAAAGCAUUGAUUUUGGCUUGAAUGCAACCGAAACACUGAAGUCCGUCCUUGUUAAUACGUUUUGGCCAGAAAUACCUCACAACGUUGAAUCCUUAUCUGCAACUGGGAUGUUUUGGGUUCAGUUGGGUAACAUGAUUCGUGUUAAACCCAAGCAACCCAGUCUUGAGCAAAAUCACUUUGCUCACUUGAGUGUAAAUCCGUCUAGUCAAGAUAUUAAUCUUCAGCUGUAUUCUCAAGAUUCCUCUACCGAUAGUAUUUCAUGCGGUUUAACAAUGCCUGAAGUUCAUACAACUAAACCCGCUUCUAUCAAUAAUGCGAAGUCAGUUUGCUCUUCAUUUUACAAUGGACAGCAUAUUAAAUUUGACCUUACAGUUGCUGUCAAUCUCCGAGGUCGUAUCGAUCCGCCUGCAGAGAAGGCUGAUGUGGAAUUAUAUCAUAGAUUACCACAGCCAUCAGAACAAUCGUCAAUCUUGCUGAAACGUGACCAUCCACUUCUACCCGUGGACAGUGAGACAGAAUUGUUAAAAGAACUAGACCAUUCUAAUACUUCUGCUUAUGUAGCGACCACUCAAACAGAUAGGCAGGGUAUAUUUACUUUCAGCGCUUUACCAUUAGUCAACUAUGAAGAAUUCAACAUAAAAUCUUUAUCAGAAGUUUCUAAAAUAUAUGAAAUUACAGUAUCCAAAGCUGGUUAUAAGUUCGAUGUACUGAACGAUACGGAUACUAAACAUUCGCGAGAUUUCCAUUGGUAUAUAAAGUCAACGAGACUUUCACUUGUAGAAGUAUUUGUUUUUAAACAUCCUGUUUCAAAUGAUUCAAAUCAACCAUUAUCAGCUGUACUAAUCUCUAUCAUUGGUGAAGGACAUCGUGCUAAUCACUUAACAAAUGUCGAUGGCGUGGUACGCUUUGUUGGUUUAUCCCCUGGCCAAUAUUAUUUACGUCCAAUGAUGAAAGAGUAUUCCUUCACAGUAAUGUCUCCUGAUUCAUCUGAAUCUGGUCAUGCAAUUCCCGUUCAAGUAGAGGAAGGCAAAUCGGCUGUAGUUAUAUUGUCAGCGCAUCGAAUUGCUUUUUCUGCAUCAGGAACUGUUACUUCUUUAGCAGGUAUUCCAGAGCCUGGUGUUUUAGUGGAAGCUGCUUGGCUACCUGACCCACCGAAGACGAUGCACAAUGACGUGCUGCAUUUGGAAUCAAGUGUGAACAUGAGUUGUCAGCUUCGUUCUGACCAGAUCAAUAUCAUACCUCGUGAACAAUCUCUAACUGAUUCAGAUGGUAAUUUCCGUAUUAGAGGUCUCAUUCCAGGCUGUGUAUAUACCAUUUCCGUGCAUAAUAGUUCUUCCACUCUGAUAAAUUCAAUUGCCGAUCAAUUGUCUGUGGACUCAAGUAGUAGUAGUAGUUCAUUAUCUCGUAGAGGUGUUGAACGAGCAAUUCCUUGUCAUUUAAACCUUCAAAUGCCUUCCACUGAUACUAGUGGACUACAUUUUUAUGUAAUUCGUCAUACUUAUGCAUCCACUAUAACUGUCAGUGUACAAACAUCUGAUAAUUACUUGUCAACCUUACGUCUAGUUGUAUUUCCUGUUGGCCAUCCUGAGGAUAUUGUAGAAAAACAUGAUUUUGCUAACGAUUCUCUACUGUUCACUUUGAGCGGCUCAAAACUGGCUGCGAUGUUUGGACGGGAACACGUGAUACGUUUGUUGUCAGAUUUAAAGCCUAACUUUUAUGUCAAUGUUGAUCCUCAAAAUAUAAUUUUUACACCAAAAUGGAGUGUAAACGAACAUUUCAAUUUCAAUUUUAACCCAAAACUACGCACUUCAUUGAAUGAUUAG
Messenger RNA from Trichobilharzia regenti, 4134 nucleotides. NCBI's taxonomy places the organism in Eukaryota, Metazoa, Platyhelminthes, Trematoda, Strigeidida, Schistosomatidae. The record is from the annotation of a GenBank genome assembly.